This is a messenger RNA of Aspergillus versicolor CBS 583.65, 1174 nucleotides long. Its product is annotated as Zn(II)2Cys6 transcription factor domain-containing protein. Gene Ontology annotation, molecular function: zinc ion binding; DNA-binding transcription factor activity, RNA polymerase II-specific. The transcript has a single exon. NCBI's taxonomy places the organism in Eukaryota, Fungi, Ascomycota, Eurotiomycetes, Eurotiales, Aspergillaceae. Gene Ontology annotation, biological process: regulation of DNA-templated transcription. The coding region runs from base 35 to 1084 and encodes 349 amino acids. The record is from RefSeq and is a predicted model, not a curated record.
UUUUUCCCCAAUCCAACUUCUCCCACCACCCAGCAUGGAUUCACGUCUGGCACAACAAGAGAGGAAGACCAGGUCGGCCUGCGAUCGGUGUCAUGGACAGAAACUCCGAUGUAUCCUCAAACCCGGCCACACCCGGUGUGAGCGAUGUCUGCGACUCGACACGGUCUGUCGCUUUGCGCCUCGUGCCCCGCGGGGCUCGAUAAAGUCUCGCUCGUUGCAGUCGCAGAAAACGCCGAAUCCACAGGAUGUUCUAUCACAGUUGCCUUCGCUAGACACCGGAUCUGGUGACGGCGCUCUUGACGUGUCCUUGGACAGCGGACCGUGGUCAGACAUCGCUGAUAUGCUGAACCAGGACAAUAUCUGCCAACUCGAACCGACAAUUAACGACCAGGCAUUAUUAUGGUCGCCAGACACGCGUCCAUCAUGGGAGAGCGAUGUCCAGACACUGCAGCUCCCGUCUCUGUCAACAUCGACCACCCACGAACUGGCAGGCCUCAGUAUCGCGCUGGCUGAACUGACAGCAAACCUGCCAACAAUGCCAGAAGCAGCCAGUAGCAACUCUUCCAAUUGUACAAGCACAAGCGCACGCUCAGAAAUGCCUUUUAUUCUCGACGACCUAUUCCGCCUCACAACACAAUUCACAGACUUAAUCCAGACCCGUCUCGGCCUCUCCCCAGACGAAGCCACAAUCCUCAUGCUCGGGUCCUGCCAUUCCCGACUAACAGAUAUAUACACGACUGUAUUCUCCCUGGUCCAGCGGUGCAUCAACCACUCACCAAGCCUACCUCGCCUGCGCCAGAACUGGGCGAUUGUCCUGCCCAAGGUGGAAAUGGGGUCGCUGAAUGCGCCGGCGCUGCGCGUGGACGAGGAGACUCCGGCAUCUGGUGCGAAGGCCUUUAUGUAUAUGUGGAUGCUCUGUGUUUUUUCGGCGGAGCUGUGGACGCAGUUGAGUCGUGCGCUGGGAGGGCAGGACCAAGUGGUUGAUGGAAUAUCACCGUUGGGGCGUAUGGUCUGGACGGACAUGGCUGACAGGGCUGGGUCGGUGUUGCAGAGUAUUGAGAGCACAAGGGCUUUAGUUAUGUAGUCUGCUGGUCUUGUAUAUAAUUAUUAAUACCAUAUGGAAUCCAUUCUAGUGGAUGCCGGCAAGGGAAUGUUCGUUGUGGCAGUAGACUAU